Molecule: messenger RNA, 1864 nt
Organism: Pan troglodytes (chimpanzee)
Lineage: Eukaryota; Metazoa; Chordata; Mammalia; Primates; Hominidae
Gene: NXF3
Product: nuclear RNA export factor 3
Exons: 20
Coding region: 40-1635 (531 amino acids)
Biological process (GO): poly(A)+ mRNA export from nucleus
Cellular component (GO): cytoplasm; nucleus
Molecular function (GO): RNA binding
Source: RefSeq, marked provisional
ACAGAUUCUCCUCGAGAGCCCUGUAAGGACAUUGGUAAAAUGUCACUGCCUUCAGGACACACUACGGGUCACACUGAUCAAGUUGUUCAAAGAAGAGCAAGAUGUUGGGAUAUUUACCAAAGGAGAUUUAGCAGUAGGUCUGAACCUGUCAAUCCUGGCAUGCAUUCUUCAUCCCAUCAGCAGCAAGAUGGAGAUGCAGCAAUGCAUGGUGCCCACAUGGACUCUCCAGUAAGAUACACUCCCUAUGCUAUUUCACCCUAUAAUCGGAAAGGCAGUUUUCGUAAACAAGACCAAACCCACGUUAACAUGGAGAGAGAGCAAAAACCUCCAGAGAGAAGAAUGGAGGGGAACAUGCCGGAUGGGACCUUAGGGAGCUGGUUCAAGAUCACAGUUCCCUUCGGCAUAAAAUACAAUGAGAAGUGGCUGCUGAAUUUGAUUCAGAAUGAAUGCAGUGUACCCUUCGUCCCAGUUGAGUUUCACUAUGAAAACAUGCAUGCCAGCUUCUUUGUGGAGAAUGCCAGCAUCGCCUAUGCACUGAAGAAUGUCAGUGGCAAGAUUUGGGAUGAGGAUAAUGAAAAGAUAUCAAUCUUUGUGAACCCUGCUGGUAUACCCCACUUUGUGCACAGGGAGCUAAAGUCAGAAAAGGUGGAGCAGAUAAAGCUGGCCAUGAACCAACAGUGUGAUGUCUCCCAGGAAGCUCUUGAUAUCCAGAGACUCCCAUUUUACCCAGACAUGGUGAACCGUGAUACUAAGAUGGCAUCGAAUCCUAGAAAGUGCAUGGCUGCCUCCCUGGACGUCCAUGAAGAGAACAUACCUACGGUGACGUCUGCAGGGGAGAUGGACAAGUGGAAAGGGAUAGAGCUGGGAGAGAAGUGUGCGGACAGAAGCCCAGUGUGCACGACCUUCUUGGAUACCUCCAGCAACAUAAACUCCAUCCUGGAAUUGUUCCCCAAAGUAUUAUGCCUGGAUGGCCAGCAGUCACCCAGAGCAACUUUAUGUGGUACUGAAGCCCACAAGAGGUUACCAACCUGUAAGGGAAGCUUCUUUGGAUCUGAGAUGUUGAAGAAUCUGGUCCUGCAAUUCCUGCAGCAGUAUUACUUGAUCUAUGACUCUGGAGAUCGACAGGGUCUCCUUAGUGCUUACCACGAUGAGGCCUGCUUCUCCCUGAGCAUUCCCUUCAAUCCUGAGGACUCAGCCCCGAGCAGGUUCUGCAAGUUCUUCAAGGAUAGCAGGAAUAUAAAAAUUCUCAAGGACCCCUACCUUCGGGGGGAGCUGCUGAAGCACACAAAACUUGAUAUUGUGGACUCCCUCAGUGUGUUGCCUAAGACUCAGCAUGACCUCAGCUCCUUCCUGGUGGACAUGUGGUACCAGACGGAAUGGAUGCUCUGCUUUUCUGUCAAUGGGGUGUUCAAGGAAGUGGAAGGACAGUCUCAGGGUUCUGUUCUCGCCUUCACCCGGACCUUCAUUGCUACCCCUGGCAGCAGUUCCAGUCUGUGCAUCGUGAAUGACGAGCUCUUUGUGCGGGAUACCAGCCACCAAGGGACCCAGAGUGCCUUGUUCACCCUAGUGCCCACAGCCUUCUCCAGCUCCGUGCCUGCCUUCUCCCAGGAGCAGCAGAAAAUGCUGCCUUCGUAACAACCAGUGUGACUACGUCAGAGCUCCUCAUGUUCUUGCAUGGCCCAAGAUGUAUUUCCCUGUGACUGAACCAGGAGAUCUGGCUGGGGCUAAGAAGCCGAAGCCCAACUCACAGGGCUGACUCUCAUCCUUCCAAAGGGGCCAGUUGUUCUGUGCACUUGUCCACCCCUGUUACCCCCAGGAUCUCUGUUCCUUUUCACAAUAAAGAAUGGUGUCUUGUUAUGUCAAA